Messenger RNA from Octopus bimaculoides (California two-spot octopus), 348 nucleotides. RefSeq names its product actin, cytoskeletal 3. NCBI's taxonomy places the organism in Eukaryota, Metazoa, Mollusca, Cephalopoda, Octopoda, Octopodidae. The record is from RefSeq and is a predicted model, not a curated record.
AUGUUCCAGCCAAGUUUAACUGGUGAAGAGUCUCAGAGUAUUCAUGAAAGAAUUCGUAAAUCAAUCAUCAAAUGUAAUUGGUGGGUUAAACGGUCCCUAUUUAAGAACAUUGUAUUGUCCGGUGGCUCUACAAUAUUCAGAGGCUUUUCCCAGCGCCUAAAAAAGGAAAUGAGUUCCAUUCUGGCACCUACCACAAUAUUUCAGAUUAUUGAUUAUGAAGAACGUAAAUAUGGUACAUGGCUUGGUGGUGCCGCAUUGGCUUCUCUGUCUACCUUUAAAGAUCAGUGGAUUAGCAGAGAAGAAUAUGAUGAACAUGGCUCAAAUAUUCUCGAUAAAAAAUAUAUGUAA